AUGUCAUUAGUGGAGAAGGUUGAAUAUGUGUUUGCUGAAAACGACCAGGUCGCAUACAAAGCUGGCAAACUGCUGUCGAGUAUACAAGCUCAUCUUGGGGAAGAACUUCUGCAGGACUUUAUCAACUUCUGUUUGAAUUACAUGUCAAAGAUAAAACUGCCCAAGAAAAGAGGGACUUUCAUCGAGUUCCGAAACGGAAUGCUGAACGUGUCGCCGGUGGGGCGGAGCUGCAGUCAGGAAGAACGAAUGGAGUUCUUUGAGCUGGAUAAAAAGGCGCAUAUCCGAGAUAAAUUUGUAGCUGCUCUCAGGAACAAGUUUGACGGACGAGGACAGAUCAGCUUUGACAUGUUCCCGGAGGGCUUGGAUAAGAGGUACUGCCUGGGCAUCCUGGAAAAGGAUGCGUACGAGAAGAUCCACUUCUUUGGAGAUAAAACCGUGCCGGCAUGCCGCUGUUGGGCUAAUGACUAUGAGAUCUACGCAGACCCCAGGACAACAGGACAUGAGGUCUCCUCUCCAGAGGACAGCCAGCGCCUCUGUGAGGAGCUCUUCUUCCGGUGA
Molecule: messenger RNA, 558 nt
Organism: Polyodon spathula (Mississippi paddlefish)
Lineage: Eukaryota; Metazoa; Chordata; Actinopteri; Acipenseriformes; Polyodontidae
Product: phosphomannomutase 2-like
Exons: 8
Coding region: 1-558 (185 amino acids)
Biological process (GO): GDP-mannose biosynthetic process; mannose metabolic process; protein N-linked glycosylation
Cellular component (GO): cytosol
Molecular function (GO): phosphomannomutase activity
Source: RefSeq, a predicted model, not a curated record